ACGUAAACGCGGGUUUGAUCGCUCAAAACGUAAGACUGACGCAUCCCUCUUCUUGCCUUCUAUCAAUUGCGUCAGUGAUAAUCGAUCGAUCUAUCAUAUCGUCAGAGGAAUUCUUCAACUUGAUCUGCCUUCUGUGAUUUUUAUAUGCUCAGUAUGGAUACUAAGAUCGCGACCAUUCAUGGAAGACCUGGAGGAGGACCUGCACAGGCCAAUGUUGUUUGCCAUUUUUGGAAGAUGGGAAAGUGUAAUAGAAAUCCUUGUAGGUUCAUGCACAGAGAAUCACCACCUCCUAAAGUUUACCAUAGAACUCCUAAGCAAACCAGUGUUUCACUGGUGGAACGACCAAAGAGGAGCUUCAGCUAUAGCCUUAACCAUUCAGCGGAUUUGAGUUGUGGGUCUGAGGAGAAAAUAGUUCAGAAGAUCUCCAGCCAUGUCAUUGAGGAUCCACCUAGGAAACGCUUCAAUUCUAAGAAUCCUUUGGCUUCAACCACUAGAGUUGGUGGAUCUGAAUAUAGAUGUGGUCGUGAGUGCUCAACUUCUAGCACAGAGGAGGAAAAUAUGAAGAAGAUACGAGUAUGCAGGAAGUGCCCUGAGAAUACGUCACCUUCAAAUUCUGGAGGUUAUGUUCCUGAAGGUAAAGCUAUCAAGAAGAGCUCAAAAAGGUCUUGUGAGCAUUGGAUGUCAGGGAAUUGUGUUAAAGGUGAUGGGUGCCAGUUCUUGCAUUCGUGGUCUGAUGGAAAUUGCUUCUCAAUGCUGACAAAGCUCCAGGGCCAUACUCAGGCCAUCUCUGGAAUUGCACUUCCUUCAGGAUCUGACAAACUGUACUCAGGUAGCAACGAUGGAACAGUACAUGUUUGGGAUUGCCAUACUGGUCAGUCUACAAAUGUUAUAAAUCUUGGUGACAGAAUUGGGACUUUAAUUAGUGAAGGCCCGUGGAUAUUUGUUGGCUUGCCAAAUUCUGUUAAGGUGUGGAACCUUGAAACAGGGGCCGACUUUAGUCUCAAUGAACCAGUAGGGCAAGUUUCUGCUAUAGCUGUUGCUCUUGAUAUGCUUUUUGCUGGGGCACAGGAUGGUUCCAUUUUGGCAUGGAAAGGCAGUACUGAGAACCCAGUGGCUCCUUUUCAACUGGCCAAAUCUUUGAAAGGCCACACUGGCGCAGUGACAUGCGUAACUGUUGGAGAUAAAAGGCUGUACUCUGGUUCCAUUGACAAUACAAUAAGGGUGUGGGAACUCAGUACUUUACAGUGUAUUCAUACUCUAGAUGGGCAUACUGAUGCUGUGAUGUCACUUAUUUGCUGGGAGGAGUAUCUGUUAUCUUGUUCAUUGGAUCAGACUAUAAAAGUCUGGGCUGCUACUGAGGAGGGCAACAUAGAAGUGGUCUAUACACAUAACGAGGAACAUGGUGCUAUUGCUCUUUGCGGGAUACACGACACAGAAGUCAAACCAAUUUUGUUAUGCUCUUGCAAUGACAAUUCGGUUCAUCUGUAUGACCUGCCAUCAUUCAAUGACAGAGGCAGAAUUUUCUCAAAACGAGAAAUCGGAGCAUUGCACGUGGGUCCAUACGGCUUAUUUUUCUCUGGCGACAGCACAGGAAUGCUCACUGUCUGGAAGCUGGUGGAAUCACAUAAAGGAGUUUCACAAGUAGCAUAGUAUCUGCAACUGCAUAGCCUGCAAAAAUUUGGUCCUCUCCUAAUUUUUUAUGUAGAAGGAAGAGGAAGGGAGAUAUAUAGAACAAUGAUUGUAAAUGUAAAGACAGACCCCGUGAUACGUUUUUAUUUUUAUGGGGUUCUGGGUGCUGUUAUCAGGAUUUUCUCGAAUACUAGGAAACCCUAGUAUUUCAUAUCCGUACUUUUUCUUAGAAGAACUCCAUGUAUUGACAUUGUUGUAUUAUUCUUUGACCAUGGAAUAGAUUUCGUUUUCAUUUUCCCCAUA
Jatropha curcas is the source of this 1932-nucleotide messenger RNA. Its product is annotated as zinc finger CCCH domain-containing protein 48. The record is from RefSeq and is a predicted model, not a curated record. Gene Ontology annotation, molecular function: metal ion binding; protein binding. NCBI's taxonomy places the organism in Eukaryota, Viridiplantae, Streptophyta, Magnoliopsida, Malpighiales, Euphorbiaceae.